AUGUCCUUUGGUUUUUCAGUCGGCGAUUUCGUCGUUCUCACGCAACUUGCACAAAACGCAAUACACAAUGCCCAAAAAGCCUGCGGUGCUCACGACGAGCUAGUGCGAGAAGUCAAGAGUCUUCACAUAGUCCUCCGCCGCACCGAGGCAGAGGUCUCGCACCCAAACUCAAUUCUCAAUCGGGAGGAUGACGACCGUCGAGCCGAACUCGGUAGCCUUGCAAGUCACUGCAAAAAAGUACUAAAAGUGCUCUGCAUGGUAUUGAAAAAGUACAAUGCGCUUUCCAAAAAAAAAAAGCGUCACCAAACUUUGGAAACAAAUCAAAUUUGGGAACGGGAAAUGCAGGACUUGGAUCACAUCAGAUCUGAACUUGUUACGCAUACGCAAGCAUUCACCAUUUUUCUGAACUUGCUCUCGAUUGGGUCACAGGGGAAGGUAGAGGAGUUUAUGGGAUCACAAGGGAAAGAAUUACGAGAUAUCAAAUUAUCUAUGAACUGGGUCACAGCUUCUUCGAUAUCCCGCCGCCACGAACAGUCUAUAUUGACGACAUACGCUGAAGACGACAAGGAAACAUGGAAAUGUUUCCGAAGAGAACUUAUCAAGGAGGGCUUCACACACACAUCUCUAAAAGGGAACAUGGAAAUCAUUAAGCAGUUUGUCACGGAAUUAGGAGAGAGGGGAGCAUUGGAUGGCCUGGCACCAGAACAUGACUUCGCCAAUUCUAGGAUCCCGUCCAUUCCAAGAGGAAAAACAAGAGGAAAGACAAGUGGAAAGACAAAAGGAAAGACUUUAGUAGACAAUUCUACUGUCAAGCGUCCUUUCCAGCUUGGCUAG
Messenger RNA from Hymenoscyphus albidus, 834 nucleotides. Lineage: Eukaryota; Fungi; Ascomycota; Leotiomycetes; Helotiales; Helotiaceae. The record is from the annotation of a GenBank genome assembly.